AUGGAUAUUGAUAAUACAGAGUCAGAACUGGCCAAGCUGCAGAGGCAGUUCAGGAUCAUGGAAGGAGAUCGGCAGGCCUACAGCCUUCAGGCCCGGGAGCAGAUCCGCAAACAGCAGCUGGAGAUGGACCAGCUGCGGAAAGAGCAGGAGGAGCUGCAUCGCAACCUCUGCGUAUCUAAGAGCUUGUCCCACCAACAGCAGGACAGUGAGGACACCCAGCGACUACAAGCUCUGCUGGAGCAGGGAGACGUGCUGGAGGAGGAGCUGAGAAAAGAAAAGCAGUGUCAGAAAGGCUUAAAAAGAGAGAUCUCAGACAUGGAGAUGAAGCUGUGUGAGCUGAGAAAAGGGGAGGUCAGUACCAGUGACACACGAGGGCCGGCGGUACAGCGGACUCAGAAGGCCAUACAAACUCUGGAAUACAAACUGGACCGAGCUUUGACUCGCUUCAAUGAACAAUUGUCCAAAAACAGCCACCUGAGGGAGGAGCUGCAAAUGCUCUGUGUUGAGCGUAUCCGUUUUCAGCAGCUACACAACAGGCUCGACAAGGAGCUGCAGGAGAUCCGCAAGAAGAUUGGAGAAAUGAUCAACCUGUCCACUGCUGCUUACGAUGCUAGGGUGGAGGCUCAGUCCAAAAUGACCAUGAUGAGGGAGAAGGCAGUGAAGGACCUCGCCCAGUACAACACUGAGAUGAAGGAAUUGGAGAGAGUUAUUGCACAUGAGCAAAUCCUGAAGGACUUUAUGACCGUCAAGUGCAGCGAGAGGAGCGGGCAGGACAAUGUCCCCGAGAUGGGACACAGACGAUUGUCCGAGGGGAAGGAGCAGCAGAGGAUGGACUUGGAUGAAGAGUCUCUGGAUGUUCUCGAGGAGGUUUUUAAGAGGAUCCACACAGUGACAGGAGAGGACAACCUGGACAUGCUGGUCACCAGGUUCAUCCAGGGUGAAGACCGCAACUUUGCACACUUCAAUGUUGUUAAUGAGCAAAAUAAUGAGACUGAAGCUCUGAGGGAUCAAAUCAAACAUAUCCGAGAGGGGAUGGAGAACUUUCAGGUGAAAGCUUUGCAGCAGGAGCACAAUCACCGCUCUUUGCUGGGAGACAUCGAAGAACAGCAAAAGAAAACUGAAUCCCAAACUGACGAGUAUGAAAACCAAGCCAGCAUCAUAAGCAACAUCCUGGAAAAGAGUAAAGCAGGGGUGAAAAGCACCUUCUCCACGAUGGAGUGUGACCGCUCGGUGAUCGAGGACAUGCUGGGCUCCUCCACAGGGAUCAGUGAGAACAACAUCAUGUCCUAUCUGGGUCUGUUGGAACAGAAGACUAAUGAGCUGCUCACCAUACAAGCUUUCCUCAAUUCUAAGGAUCUAGAGAAGGACUACAAUCCAAAAGACCUCCCCAAAUUCCUUCUGGGUCAAGAUCCAGAGCUGCUUCAGCAGGAUACCACUCUCCACCCUCCAGUCAUCAGUGUCGAGCAUGAUACAGAAGAGUCUCUGGUCACCCUUGAGGAAGAACGGCCCCUCUCACAGGGGGAACUCCGCAGAAGAAUAAUGGGGUCAAUACAGCUGAAGCAGAGAUCAGUCAAGCAAGCAGCGACCAAAGCCUCAGAGACCAGGCAGCAGUUUGGAGACUGA
Pleuronectes platessa (European plaice) is the source of this 1623-nucleotide messenger RNA. RefSeq names its product outer dynein arm docking complex subunit 1 (gene odad1). Bases 1 to 1623 code for a protein of 540 amino acids. The transcript has 14 exons. Gene Ontology annotation, biological process: cilium movement; outer dynein arm assembly. NCBI's taxonomy places the organism in Eukaryota, Metazoa, Chordata, Actinopteri, Pleuronectiformes, Pleuronectidae. Gene Ontology annotation, cellular component: axoneme. The record is from RefSeq and is a predicted model, not a curated record.